AUGUGUUGGCCAUCACGCUGUUCAUCAGAUUCACCAUUGUCCUCAGACACUGAGCCCUAUGGAUGCCCCAAAGUCACCUGGCUUCACCCUUCAUCCUCAUCCUCAGAGACUGAGCCCUGUCAACGUCCCCAAGUCACCUUGUUUGACUUGAUUCUUGGUGAAGAUUGGCAGCCAUCAGAGAAAAAAUCAUCUAGACAUCAACUGCCAGACAUAGAUGAGAUGCUCACGGAAACAUCAGUAACAUACCCAUCCACCUCUUUGGAUUUCUGCGAGAAUGGAGGCACCUGGGAGAAGGAUGGAUGUAUUUGUCCAGAGCAAUGGAAGGGAUUGAGGUGUACUAUAGUUAAUUUCUGUAAAAAUAGCACCUAUGACAAUUUCCAUUUUGGCAUUAUCACAGUGGGCAAAUAUGGACCUUCCAUUGAAAAAUGUGAAAGCAACACCGCAAAUGCGGGCUUCCCAAAGGCAACUCGGUUUUGCAACAUGACUGUUUAUGGUGACAUAAUCUUAGAAAAUGCUUCAAAAGUGAACUGUGAUCAAACCCUGGAGAGUCUGGCGGCUCAGGUGGAAAAUAUUACAGAAAAUUCUUUGGAGAUUUCUUCUGAAACCCUGCUUUUAACCUCCGACGCAAACAUGCUGACUGCUCAGGACAUCUCAUUUGCUACCACUGUGGUGCAACAGAUUUUUAACACAUCCAGGAAUGCAGUACCUGAGGCAAAGAAAAUUGCAGUAGCCACAGUAAGCCAACUUCUAGAUGCCAAAGAAGAUGUUUUCCAAGCUGCUGGCAGCUUUGGAAGCCUCACUACAGAAUUGGAGAAUUAUUCCUUGUCUUUGAUGAAUGAGUCUCUAUUCUACCCCAACAUUGCCAUCCAGUCUGUUGCACUACCUACAGAAGAUACUCCACAGCCGGUAACUGUUCUUUUUUCUGUCCAAAGAGGAGCUAAUGACAUUCUGGAUUCACAACAAACAUAUAUAGAAAUAAAUGAGAAGGAGCUGAAACCAGAGGACAAAACAGAACUGCAGAUUCUAAUCAAUACCACACAAAGCACCAAUGGGAAAUUUGGCUUUGUUCUGUAUCAGAAUAACAAAUUUUUCCAGUCAAAAACAUUCACCAUUAGGUCAAAUUUUAGUCAAAGAGUUGUUGCAUGCAAAUUUUCUGAUGGUGAGGAAGUUCCAAAUGUUUCUGUUGAAAUGAUCUUUAAACCAAAGUACAAUGAAUCUCAAUUCCAGCUGCAUUCCUAUGCCUGUGUCUUUUGGGACAUUACAAAGGAUGACUGGGAUACUUACGGGUGUCAAAAGAAACCCAACAACAACUCUCAAUUCCUUGGAUGUCAAUGCAACCACACCACUAGUUUUGCUGCAUUAAUGAGUUUUGAUUACAAUUACAGUUAUCCUGACUCUCUAGAUAUUAUAUCUAAAAUUGGUUGUGGAUUAUCCAUUGCUGCUUUGGCUAUUACAAUUAUAUUUCAGAUUGUUACCAGGAAACUUAGAAAAACUUCAGUUACCUGGGUGUUUGUGAGUCUCUGCACAUCUAUGCUGAUUUUCAACAUCCUCUUCCUCUUUGGAAUAGAAAACUCUAAUAAAAAUAGCAACAGGAGCUCUGAAGAUGACAAUGUGAUCCCUCAACAUGAUAUUAAUCCUCCAGAAAAUCAUACAUGCACAGUGAUGACUGUCUUACUGCAUUAUUUUCUGUUGGUGACAUUGACCUGGACAUGCCUCAAUGCUGUACAACUGUGCUUUCUUCUGCUCAGAGCUAUGAAACCACUCCCUCCGCAUUUCACUCUCUUUCUGUUUCUAAUGGGAUGGGGAAUACCUGCUAUAAUAGUGUCUUUAACAGUGGGAAUUAUUUAUCCACUAAAAGGGGCAUUAGGAUACCGACAAGAGAUAAUAUGUUGGCUUGCAGUUCCAGAAGAUGGCAAUUAUCUGGAGAGCCCAUGGUUGUGGUCAUUCAUUUUACCUGCAACUAUCAUUCUCAUCACUAAUGCUGUCAUAUUUAUUAUCAUCACAGUCAAAGUUCUAUGGGGAAGAAAUGAGAACUUGCAGAGCACAAAAAAGAGCUCAGUCAUGAAGAAGAUUCUUAGCAUGUUAUCCAUUGUUGUGGUUUUUGGGUUUACUUGGAUUCUGGGUUACCUGAUGCUAAUAGAUGAUCACAAUGUAAAAAUCAUCUUCAACUAUUUAUUCUGCAUUUUCAACACGACACAGGGUCUGCAAAUUUUCGUCCUCUAUACUGUUCGAACAAAAGUCUUCCAGAAUAAAGCUUCUGAUAUAUUCAAUUCAAUGUCAUCUACCAUUGGGAGGAUUAAAAUGCCUUCUCCAACGAAAAUUUCUCUACAUUCAGAGGUGUAUGAAAUGAUUAGGUCCCUUCCAAACAGAAUUGAAUGCUUUAGGUUGUUGGAGCAAUCUCCAACUAUUGAGGAGACAUUCCUUUCUGAAAGUGACCAAAGUAAUUCACGCUACUAA
Messenger RNA from Vombatus ursinus (common wombat), 2457 nucleotides. RefSeq names its product adhesion G protein-coupled receptor G7 (gene ADGRG7). The record is from RefSeq and is a predicted model, not a curated record. Gene Ontology annotation, molecular function: G protein-coupled receptor activity. The transcript has 16 exons. Lineage: Eukaryota; Metazoa; Chordata; Mammalia; Diprotodontia; Vombatidae. Gene Ontology annotation, biological process: G protein-coupled receptor signaling pathway; cell surface receptor signaling pathway. Gene Ontology annotation, cellular component: membrane. Bases 1 to 2457 code for a protein of 818 amino acids.